AUGUUUAGAUACCAGAACUGUCUCAACCGCACCACUCAGGAUUGGAGCAGGCACCUGGUGCUUGCUUUGGGAGCUCCUCAGCUGACCAUCACCCUAAUUUCUGCGGUCUUCAACUCUGCCGUCAUCGUUGCCAUUGUGUAUUCCAAAGCCCUGCACAAGCCCAUCUGCAUUCUUUUCUGCAACUUGGCCAUCUCCGACCUCCUCUCCAGCUCUUCGGGCUUUUGGAUUGCCCUGUUGUUCAUCACCAACCCUCAAAGCACCAUCCUUGGGUCCAAGGUCCUCCUUGGAGCAUACACCUUCUACACAAUGUCGAUCCUGGCCACCAUCUACAACUUAGUCGUCAUUGGGAUUGAGCGUUACUUGGUCGUGGUGGAAAGCCUAAGGACAAGAUGGCGGCUCAACAGGAAUCAGGUCUUGGGUGUGGCAUCGGGUAUUUGGGGGCUGGCCUUCUUUUUGGGUUUCAUGCCCCUGAUGGGGUGGAAUUGCUUGGAUAAGGCCAAUGUCUCUCUUCUUUACAGCCCUCUGUGUAUCGACUACCUUAUUUUCAUCACUGUCCCUCACUCUGCAGUGGCCUUGGUUCUUCCUUUCUUCACCUACUUCAACAUCAUUGGCUUUUUGAGAAAGCACAAGAUGGCAAUGGGGGUACUGGGGCAAGCCAACAACACCUACCGGCUGGCUGAGAUCCAAGUAACCAAGACUAGUGUCUUCAUCUGGCUUCUGGCUUUGCUUUCCUAUACCCCCUUCUUCGUGGGCGUUCUCUUCGAUUUAGCCACUCAUCAGUGCCCCAGCGAUCUCUCUCCAGGUGUCUACGUCUUCCGAAACCUUACAGCGAUGAUGAUCACCAUGAAUUCAUUGGGGAACCCCAUCAUCUACACCCUGAAAAUGAAGAAGCUGGGGCACAGACUCAAGUUUUUGAAGUGCCCUUCCAACAACCGCAUUGAAGUGCAAGCCAUUGGGAAAGUGUGA
Rhineura floridana is the source of this 966-nucleotide messenger RNA. Its product is annotated as lysophosphatidic acid receptor 1-like. Lineage: Eukaryota; Metazoa; Chordata; Lepidosauria; Squamata; Rhineuridae. Gene Ontology annotation, molecular function: G protein-coupled receptor activity. The coding region runs from base 1 to 966 and encodes 321 amino acids. The record is from RefSeq and is a predicted model, not a curated record. The transcript has a single exon. Gene Ontology annotation, biological process: G protein-coupled receptor signaling pathway. Gene Ontology annotation, cellular component: membrane.